AUGUAUCUUGCAAAUUGCACUAGACCAGAUAUAGCUUUUGCUACUAAUCUCCUUGCAAGAUACAGCUCAUCGCCUACCAGAAGACAUUGGAACGGAAUAAAACAUAUAUUCCGUUAUCUUCAAGGUACGAUUGAGUUUGGAUUAUAUUAUUCAAGAAACCCCGAGGUUGGUUUAGUUGGUUUUGCAGAUGCUGGCUACUUGUCUGAUCCGCAUAAAGCUCGAUCGCAAACCGGUUAUGUUUUCACAUACGGUGGAACCGCGAUCUCUUGGCGUUCCCAAAAACAAACUUUGGUUGCAACGUCUUCAAAUUAUGCGGAGAUCAUUGCACUUCAUGAAGCAUGCAGAGAGUGUGUAUGGUUGAGAUCUUUGAUCCAACAUAUACAAGAAGCCAGCGGAGUAUCUACAAAGAAAGAGCCAACAACCAUCUACGAAGACAAUUCAGCAUGUGUCACUCAACUCAAAGAAGGUUAUAUUAAGAGCGACAGGACAAAACACAUCCCUCCAAGAUUUUUCUCCUACACUCAAGAACUCGAGAAAAAUCAAGAAGUGGAUAUUCAUUAA
Microthlaspi erraticum is the source of this 561-nucleotide messenger RNA. Lineage: Eukaryota; Viridiplantae; Streptophyta; Magnoliopsida; Brassicales; Brassicaceae. The record is from the annotation of a GenBank genome assembly.